Momordica charantia (bitter melon) is the source of this 1213-nucleotide messenger RNA. Its product is annotated as PRA1 family protein E. Gene Ontology annotation, biological process: vesicle-mediated transport. The record is from RefSeq and is a predicted model, not a curated record. Gene Ontology annotation, cellular component: endoplasmic reticulum; Golgi apparatus. NCBI's taxonomy places the organism in Eukaryota, Viridiplantae, Streptophyta, Magnoliopsida, Cucurbitales, Cucurbitaceae.
CCCAUUGACUCAUUCUUUAUUCUUUCGUUACCAAGCCCACGCCCAGGGCUGGCUCCAAACUCCCACUCUCUCUCUCUAAAACCCGUUUCUUUCUCUCUGUUCUCCCCUCGCCGACGCUCGAUUGCUGCGUUUUACUGCGUCUGCAAUGUCCUCUGCUUCGCCACCUCCAUAUGGCUUCACUGAAACCUCCUUUCUAUCGCGCGCCGGAGCCGCCUCCGGUUCCGUUUACGGCAGUUUACGGCCGUGGCGCCAGCUUUUCCAGCCGCUGUCGUCCUUCACCCGCCCUGCCUCCGUCGGCGAAGCGACCAUUCGGAGUAAGCGCAAUCUCAAGUACUUCCGCGUCAAUUACACCUUCAUCGUCCUUCUCAUUCUCUUUCUCAGCCUCCUCUGGCACCCUGUUUCUUUGAUUGUCUUCUUGAUCGUCUUCGUUGCCUGGUUCUUUCUUUAUUUCUCCCGGGACGAGCCCUUGGAGGUGUUUAACCGUGUCCUCGAUGAUCGAGUUGUCUUGGCUGUGCUUGGAUUGGUCACGAUUGUCGCCUUGGUUUUGACGGAUGUAUCGCUUAAUGUAUUCGUUUCGAUUUUGAUUGGGGUUUUUCUUGUUUCUCUACACGCCGCCUUUAGGGUUACUGAGGAUUUGUAUAUGGACGAACAAGAAGUCGCCGAUGGAGGAUUGAUUUCCGUUGUCGGCAGUCCGACUCGGGCAGGCUACAGCCGGGUCUAGGGAAUUCACUGAAUCAUAUUUUGGCUAGGUUACGAAUCAUGAUCUUGCCUCGCUGCUUCCGUCAUUCAAAUGGUGAUAGAUCGCGCUCCACGAUUCAAAAUUCAAAGGAGCAUAAAAGAACCAAGCGUUUCUCUCUAGUCAUCGCUUGGAAAUCCGGUUUGAUACCACUGAUUGAUUUAGCAACGAUUUUUUUAUACCCCUUAAAUUUCAGGGCUCUGCUUUAGUUCUCUAUUCAAUACGCUUGUACAUGUAGUUUCAAAUGACGUUAACGUUAUACAGAGUUUUGCUUUUAGUUCGGAUAAAUCCUAGAUUUCAUCUUCACAAUGCUUUCAUUUGGGUGUGAUUUUUGAGGAAGGGGCUUGUAAUGUUUUGGUUUGGUGUGUUCUUUAUUUUCGAAAGGAAGAUAUGGCAAAUAGUGCAUCUGAAUUUUGGUUUUCAGUGUCUUGUAAUUGUUAAUGUAUACCAUCUCUGGCAUUUCAUGUCGUUUCCGAA